AUGAGCUGCUCAGGAAAUUGUGGAUCCUGUUCACAUGCUGGCACAUGCUCUUCUCAUGGUACACCAGAAGCUCUCCAAGGUGCCCUUGAGGAAUGCAAAACAGUUUUAGAAAACGUAACACACAAGAUUUUGAUUCUUAGUGGCAAAGGAGGUGUUGGCAAGUCCACACUCACAUAUAUUUUGACAAAAUAUUUGGCAAAAACCAAGAAAGUCGGUGUUUUGGACUUAGAUUUAUGUGGCCCAUCAAUUCCAAUUCUCUUUAACUGCGAUGUAGAACCAUUAUUAGAUACAACAUUCGGAUUCCAACCAUACCAUGCUGCUAAAAACAUCAAUGUUGUUAGCAUUCAAUUCUUCCUCCCAGAUUUUGACUCUCCACUCGUAGCUCGUGGACCAAAGAAGAACGCACUCGUAUUACAACUCAUCAACCAGAUCGAUUGGAGCGAUCAGGACUUCCUUUUGGUUGAUACUCCUCCAGGAACUUCUGAUGAGCACUUGUCAGUCGUCAGUUUCAUGCGCGACUCUGAAAUUGAUGGAGCUGUUAUCGUUACAACACCAGAUGAAGUCUCAAUUUCAGAUGUUAGACGUGAAAUUGAAUUUUGCCAAAAAGCAGGCGUGAAAAUCCUCGGAGUUGUCGAGAACAUGAGCCAAUACAAAUGUCCAAUGUGUGGCAAGACAUCUUCAAUAUAUGGCCACGAAUUUGGCGGUGCUGAAGAAUUAUGCAAACAAGAGAACCUUGAUCUACUUGGUCGCAUUCCAAUUGAUCCAUAUAUUGUUGCUGGCCAAUUUGAACCACAAAAAGAUCUUCCAGAAGCAAUUAAUGAUGCUGCGUCAGUAAUUUGCGAAAAGAUCCAGCAGAAACUCUCUGCAUAA
This is a messenger RNA of Trichomonas vaginalis G3, 870 nucleotides long. Its product is annotated as NUBPL iron-transfer P-loop NTPase (ParA) family. The transcript has a single exon. Gene Ontology annotation, molecular function: iron-sulfur cluster binding; ATP-dependent FeS chaperone activity; ATP binding. Bases 1 to 870 code for a protein of 289 amino acids. Gene Ontology annotation, biological process: iron-sulfur cluster assembly. Gene Ontology annotation, cellular component: cytosol. Lineage: Eukaryota; Parabasalia; Trichomonadida; Trichomonadidae. The record is from RefSeq and is a predicted model, not a curated record.